Molecule: messenger RNA, 3031 nt
Organism: Ceutorhynchus assimilis (cabbage seed weevil)
Lineage: Eukaryota; Metazoa; Arthropoda; Insecta; Coleoptera; Curculionidae
Source: the annotation of a GenBank genome assembly
UUCAUAACCAUUAACCAUAACCUUAAAAUAACAAAUUUCGAAAUAAAAAUAAUGUUUCUCAGAUUUUAAUUUUCAUUUGGAUCUUUCUACCAGGUUUUAAAAUGGCAGCGCUACUAAAGAAAAGAGCCCUGGCAGAAUAUAGCCAAACCAUUACACAGGAAUCGGCAACAAUACCAAUAAAAAAGUUAAAACUUGUGAAGAAACCGUUACCGGGAAUUAAUAACUCGCUUCCUACAGUCGUUAGUCAUUUGGAAGAUUGUAAGAGCACUAAUGAAGCUUUAAUACUUCUACUGAGUAUUCCUGAUAGACUUGAGGUGGAUGUUGCUGAUAUUCCGGAAGUUAUUAAAAAAUUAAGUGAACAUUUUAAAAAUGAAGCAGAAUCAGCUGUGCGAGUCAAAAUCCUAAUGAUACUGUCCGACAUAGGAAGAGAAAAUCCAGCCGAAUCUGCCAAUAUAAUCGAAGAAACUAUAAUGUUGAUAAAGAACGAUCAUUCCCAUAAAGUUUUGGCGCAAGGCAUGAAAACCAUUCUUAAAUUGGGAAAAUUAGUUACGGACACCGUCUCUGGUUUCCAUCAGAAAUUGGUUGAGGUCGCCAAGAAUUAUUUAAAGGAUGCGAAUCACGCAGUUAAAUGCAGAUGUCUGGAAAUUAUCGGCUCUUAUUCACCGCUCUGUACAGACCAAGACAAACUUUUUCACCAUAUCAGUUCAUAUUUCAAUAAUGACGACGCAAGAGUUAGAAGUCAGGCAUUCCAAACUAUUAUUUUGCUUUACGAUAGAGGCUUCAAAGUUAACCCGAGUAUUUACGUUUACGUAUCUGAUGCACUCAAAGACGAUUAUGAAGUGGUAAGGAGUGUUGCAUUGAAACUAAUAUGGAUUUUGGGAAACGCUUAUCCAGAUAAUGAAAUAGUAGUACCGGGUAGUGUAUUGGAAAUAAGAUUGAUAGAUGAUGCUUUUGGGAAAAUCUGCAACGGAGUGACAGAUUUAUCGAUGCAAGUGCGGACAUUGGCCGCGAAACUUUUGGGCACCAUGAAGUUGGUCAGUGUCAAAUUUUUGAACCAGACUCUGGAUAAAAAGCUGAUGUCAAAUAUGAGAAGAAAGAGAACGGCUCAUGAAUUGGCAUGGGAAAAUGUUACAAGCGGAGAAUGGGCUAGCGGCAAAAAGUGGGCAGAUGAUGCUCCAAAAGAACUUUUAGAUGCUGACAAUAUUAGUCUGAUGAGUAGUGGGGCUUGUGGGGCAUUUGUUCAUGGUUUAGAAGACGAAUAUUUAGAGGUCAGGUCUGCAGCUGUUGAAUCCCUAUGUCAAUUAUCGAUAAGUAACCCCCAGUUUUCCAAUAUGGCACUGGAUUUUAUGGUGGACAUGUUCAAUGAUGAAAUCGAAGAUGUAAGAUUAAAAGCCAUUGACAGUUUAAGAUUGAUAUCUGAACAUAUUAUUUUGAGAGAUGAUCAAUUGGAAACAAUAUUAGGUGCUCUUGAAGAUUUUUCUCAAGAAGUUCGUGAAGGCUUACACCGAAUGUUGGCUACAUGUAAAAUGUCCACCACUGUCGGUUUGAAGUUAUGUGUAGAAAAACUGUUGGAUAAUUUGAAGAAAUAUCCACAAGAUAAAAGAUCAACAUAUAGGUGUCUUCAAAAUAUAGGAAGCCAACAUCCGUUUUUAGUUGAGACAUUGGUUCCUCUUUUUUUGAAUAUUCAUCCGUUCCUUGAUAUGGCUGAACCAGAUGUUGAAAACCCGCAUUAUAUAUGCCUACUGAUCCUAAUCCUCAAUGCAGCCAAACAUUCUUUAACCAUCACUCCGAUUCUAGAGGCUCACACAUUGAGACAUUAUGCCUACUUGCGCGACACGAUGCCUCAAUUUGUACCGCUCCUAAAUUUAUCUGAUUCAAAUUGCAACAUUAUAUCGACACCGUUAUCUGUUCCCGAAAGCCUGGCAUUUCUCAAUAAUGUCAUUGCCAAUUUGGAUCAGGCCGAAAAUAUGACUAGAAUCCACAUAUCUUUGCUGCAAACUGCAAAAGAACAGUUAAAUCGCUUGAGCGAUAUGGAUCUUAUUGUUUCGGGUACUGCACAGUUUAUCGCUCUAUAUAUUGGAGCUCAGCUGCAAAUAUUACAGAUAUUGGAUGGAGGUUUUUGGGUUAAUCCAGCCACCCUUGCGACUCAACAACAAAACACACUAAAAACGAACAUUAAUACCUUACUGGAAUAUUGUCUCAAAUUGCAAUUUUUCUUCGUGGGCCUGAGCCCCGCCGAACAGUGUGCAGUCAAACAGUUCAGAUUGAGAGCUUUAGCCCUCAAUUUGGUUUACAUUGUAAAAGGUAGUAACGCCUCGGCACUGGCUCCUUGCCAUCAUUUCCUCACUGCCGUUGAAGAAAUGCAAAAAGAGCUGUCGCACAGCAACAUUCAGCCAGACGGUUUCACUUCGAUGGUUUUUAGAGAUUUAUCGCAGCUGGAAGAACCAAAACCAGGAGCCGUGGCGCGAGUUUUGAUACCGAUAUUGCUGGAAUCAAAAAUUGGUAGUAUACCUCGACCAAACAUUAAUAUUCGGAUGAGCUCAGCCCAAAUCAUUGAACCUUCCGGCCAAGCAGACACGUCCCUCAAAUUCACCGCAGGAUUAAUAAUGUCAGUACCGUUUGAAGCCGAACUUAAGUAUUUAAUAGACCCUAACAGGAUUCGGUUGAAAGUCAAAUAUCCCGACCAGAAGAUGCAAGUUAUCUUACCAAGACCUCAGCAUUUGAAACCGUUGCAUUAUGACACUUCUAACAAAGAAUCGCAAAUAGGUCACAAUAUCAGGCUUCUGAGUUCGGUACUGAUUUCGCACCAGGUAUGGUCUGAGGCUUGCAACGUCGACGUCAACGUGGCAAUUUGUAUUCCAGAAGCUGAUAUCGGCAAAAGGAAGUUUGGUCCCGACUCGACUCCUACCAUGCUCGAUCUGUGUCCGCCAGUAAAAGUCAGCAUUGCUCCAAAACCAAUUAAGAAGACUUUGUAAGAAAAAACAUUGUAAUUAGAAAUAAUUAUUAUAAAUUAAAUAUUAUUUGAAUAUUU